GAAAAAGCCUUAUGUCGACAUAACAUUUUCGAUGGAAUUAAGGAGGAUUUACUUCACAACGAAAAGAACAUGAUUGCUCGUUGCGCACGUAGAUGUUUAUCAGUUGGAUAAAGGCACAUCAAAUGGAGCGUUGAGCUCAAGUUGGUUUGAAAUUGAAUCAUAGAGAAAGCUCACAACAAGUUGAAGUAGUGAUAUAUAUAGAUGGUGAGAGUGUUGUUCUCUGGGAAAUUGGGGUUGCUACCCCCUCCUCCUUCCUCCUGCAACAACAACAACUCUCUCUCUAUUUAUUCAUAUAUUUGGCGCACACACAAUCGCCCUUCACCUAUGAUCUUUGCUUCUGCUUCUUCAGCUCCAUCACUUUCCGGUUCAGGAGCUGAAUAUUCCGAGCGGUUGUUGGAUGUGGCGGUCAAAAAGAAGAAGAAGAAAAUAGCUGGCAUAGAUCAGGACGAAUUGGUGGAUGAUCCCAAGCUUCUAGCUGAUUCAGAUAGUUGUUUUUGUGAAUUCAAAGGAGUGGAUAUACACCACAAGAUAUUUGAUGCUGAAUCCAGAGCUCAGAGCGUGUUGCAGGAUCAUGCUGUUUCUGAUCAAAAGAAGAAGCUAGGUUUUCCUAUGAUUCUGUUGCAUGGAUUUGGUGCCUCGAUUUUCUCGUGGAAGCAAGUUAUGAAGCCUUUGGCGGAGGCUACUAGUUCAAAAGUUCUUGCUUUUGAUAGGCCUGCUUUUGGAUUGACAUCGAGGGUCGAUUUAUCUAAGGUUCUUUCUUCAGGAGCAGGAGAUGCAAAACCUCUAAAUGCAUACUCAAUGGCAUUUUCAGUGCUUGCUACCUUGCACUUCCUUAAUUUACUAAAUGCUGAGAAGGCAAUUUUAGUGGGGCACUCAGCUGGUUGCCUUGUAGCAGUUAAUACAUAUUUCGAAGCUCCUGAACGUGUUGCUGCUCUGAUCCUAAUUGCGCCUGCAAUUUUCGCCCCACUUACUACACCCAAAACUGUUAAGGAAAAUCAACCAAGACAAGAUAACCAAAUUGAAGAAGACAGUAGUUCUGUCAGAAAAAAUCCAAUUUUGAGGCUUUAUGAGACGUUGGCCAAGGUUACCAAGUUCAUUACAGUUGCAGUAACACAGAUGAUGAAGGGGAUGAUAGAUAUGCUCAACUCUUUGUAUAGGAAAUUGUUAUCAACUAUCCUGCGUUCUUCCCUUGCUAUAAUGCUGGUAAGAGUGGCAAUUGAUAAGUUUGGCACUGCCGCAGUUCGAAAUGCGUGGUAUGACCCAAAACUGGUCUCUGAGCACGUCCUUAGCGGUUAUACACAGCCAUUGAGGAAUAAGGAUUGGGAUAGGGCUUUGGUGGAAUACACUGUUGCGAUGUUUCUGGAUGAGGAAUCCAAAACAAAGCCAUCUCUUUCUAAAAGACUUCAUGAAAUAUCAUGUCCUGUUCUGAUUGUAACUGGUGAUAGUGACCGAAUAGUUCCUUCCUGGAAUGCUGAGAGACUUGCACGCGUUAUACCUGGAGCAUCGCUUGAAGUUAUUAAGCAAUGUGGCCAUCUUCCCCAUGAAGAAAAAGUUGAAGAAUUCAUUUCCAUAGUUGAAAACUUCUUAACGAGAUUAGUGGGCGAUUCAAACGAACAAUAUCUACCAUCUGUGGUGUGAAUUUUAUACAACUCAGGUUUCCUAUUUUACUUAAUUAAACAUAUGAUAUAGGCAGACACUAAUGAAGUUGAUCAGACCAGCUAAUGAAAAGGCUUGCAGGUGGAAAAUUACUGAUAAGCAAUCAUUUUAUUUUACAUUGUAUUCGUGCUACCUGCCUGAAUGAUCUGUAACUUGCAUUUUAGUAUGUUUGGAUCAGUUUUUCUUUCCUCAGAAUCAAUUACGAAACUUCGAAGCUA
Messenger RNA from Lotus japonicus, 1874 nucleotides. RefSeq lists its product as uncharacterized. NCBI's taxonomy places the organism in Eukaryota, Viridiplantae, Streptophyta, Magnoliopsida, Fabales, Fabaceae. Bases 202 to 1638 code for a protein of 478 amino acids. Gene Ontology annotation, cellular component: chloroplast envelope. The record is from RefSeq and is a predicted model, not a curated record. The transcript is spliced from 6 exons.